AUGUCUGACGCUAUUACUGACCAACCACCGGGGGAACUGCCCCCACCAUUGAAGUAUGACAACCUCCAGACAACAGGGGCCAUGAGGGCUUCAUGGAUAAGGAAUCCCAACCAAAACUGUCCAAUUGGCGCCUCACGGCUCACAAUGCAAAACAUGAUAGAAUCGGGAUGGGGAAUCCGGCACCAAAAACGACACUUUCCACCCGACCAAAUCUACGAAGAAACCGUCGAACUGGGGCUUUCGGGAGAAAAGCUCUACCGCAAGAUCGUACUAUGGAAAUCCGGAGUAUCGCACGGACAGUACUGGGUGAAUGACAACAUGUUACAAACAGGGCCAGGCGUAAUUUUCGCCAUGGAUAGCUUCCGGCCUGACUCGGCAUAUUGGGCGCAAAUUGCGCAGGCAGUUUACCAAGAUGAACAUCCUAUCGAGGAUCUGAAGUAUGUCUUCCAGUGUAAUAUCAUUAACCCUGAGACUAUGCUAUUUGUGCAGAAGAGCCUCUAUGUUGCAGCGAAUGGUCUUGGCUGGCCAGAUGAUAGACUGCGUGUCUGGGAGCAGGAUACCGCUGAAUAUCAGGCUCUGCUGGGUACGAGGCUUGCCAAAGGUGUGGCGUAUUUGGUCCUGGGGGCUUUCCCGCGAGGAACGAGACGCAUUGCGAGGAUCGUGACUUGGGGAGGUCGUUAUAUACCCUACAUACAGAUGCGGUUUGAUAUUGAGAAGGUUUGA
Penicillium samsonianum is the source of this 723-nucleotide messenger RNA. RefSeq lists its product as uncharacterized. The record is from RefSeq and is a predicted model, not a curated record. The transcript has a single exon. NCBI's taxonomy places the organism in Eukaryota, Fungi, Ascomycota, Eurotiomycetes, Eurotiales, Aspergillaceae. Bases 1 to 723 code for a protein of 240 amino acids.